GUAAAACACUUUUACAUAAUGGACGACGAAAAAAUAUUUGAAAACUUUUUGAAAAGUGAGGAGAACGCAGCCUUGCGACAAUUACUGAAUCCCGGAGGGAACAUCAACCUGAACAAUGUAGGAAACACCAAUAUAAAUGGUUCACAGCAACCAAUCGCAGGGGAUGUAGCGUCAGGAUUGCCAAGAGAUGUGAACCUCGUGAAACACCAACAGUUGGAUGAAAUUGUAGAUGAAAUUCUAGUCGAUGGAGAACCUGCGCCAGAAAACAAUCUACAAUGGAACCAGCUAAUGUUGUCACCUGAGUUACUCCAAGGAAUACACCAUAUGGGCUUUGUUAAACCCUCCCGAAUCCAAUCGGUUGCGUUACCCUUUAUAUUAGGUCAUGGAAACAAUAUCAUUGCACAAGCCAAAAAUGGUUCUGGUAAAACGGCCACAUUCUCUUUGGCCUUAUUGUCAAAAGUGGAACCCAUGAUGCCAGAAAUACAGGGAAUAUGUUUAUGUCCCACUAGGGAACUGUCAGUACAAAAUGUCCAUGUCUUAUCACAAUUGGGGAAAUUCACUAAAAUUAAGAUAUUUCUCGGUGUACCCAUGUGCGUGAGAUAUCAAGCACAAGAUGGCUAUCAACUUUACGUUGGAACUCCCGGCAAAACUUUGGAGUUCAUGCGCAAACGUGUCAUCAAUUUUGGGAAUACCAAGUUAAUCGUUAUGGAUGAAGCUGAUGAACUCAUAAACAGAGAAACGAACCUCGGAACGCAGGUGUUGACAAUCCAUCAAAUGUUAUCCAGGAGUGUACAAGUUCUUCUUUUCUCAGCCACAUUCUCAGAUGACAUACUUCGCUUCGCGGAAAGGGUAGCAGUCCACCCUAAAAAGAUUCAGGUCAGGAGAGAAAAGCUUACUUUGGACUGUAUAGAACAGCGAUAUAUGAUAUGUGUGGAUGACGAAGACAAAUUCAAGAAGCUGGCCGAACUAUACGCCAGCAUGAUCAUAGGGCAAUCGGUCAUAUUUGUUAAUGCAAAGGAAAAUGCAUUCCAACUGUCUCAAAGAAUGCGCGAUCACGGACACGCAGUAUCAUUGCUAUGUGGAACUAUGAAUCCACGCGCUACCACCAACGCAAUGACACCUGAAGUAAGGGAUCGUAUUAUGCGAGAAUUCAAAGAUGGAGAGACUAAGGUGUUGAUAUGCACUGAUGUACUGGCACGUGGUAUCGACGUUCCGCAAGUUACUUUGGUCAUCAACUAUGAAUUACCGUUCAAGUUUGCUGGAACUACGAGAAUGGCUAGUAGCAAACAGAUUUGUAUGGAAACUUAUUUACAUCGCAUUGGAAGGACAGGGAGAUUCGGUGCAAAGGGUAUAGCCAUCAAUAUGAUAACACCAGCAGAACUGGAGCUUAUAGAAUCUAUUAAACAGUUCUAUCACUGCAACAUCGAAUUGAUUGAGUGCGAUCCGGAAUCCAUGGAAGUCAUGGUUCGCAACUUGCGCGUUUGAACUCAAAAUAAUGAU
Babesia bovis T2Bo is the source of this 1500-nucleotide messenger RNA. RefSeq names its product DEAD/DEAH box helicase family protein. NCBI's taxonomy places the organism in Eukaryota, Apicomplexa, Aconoidasida, Piroplasmida, Babesiidae. Gene Ontology annotation, cellular component: cytoplasmic stress granule; nucleus. The coding region runs from base 19 to 1485 and encodes 488 amino acids. The record is from RefSeq and is a predicted model, not a curated record. Gene Ontology annotation, molecular function: RNA helicase activity; ATP binding; RNA binding. The transcript has 9 exons. Gene Ontology annotation, biological process: poly(A)+ mRNA export from nucleus.